This is a messenger RNA of Lycium barbarum (goji berry), 456 nucleotides long. RefSeq lists its product as uncharacterized. Bases 1 to 456 code for a protein of 151 amino acids. The record is from RefSeq and is a predicted model, not a curated record. NCBI's taxonomy places the organism in Eukaryota, Viridiplantae, Streptophyta, Magnoliopsida, Solanales, Solanaceae. Gene Ontology annotation, molecular function: GTP binding; GTPase activity. The transcript has 2 exons.
AUGAAGAGAAAGGGUAAUGGAGAGGAGCCGGAUCCCGCAGAUGCAAUACAUUAUCAAAAUUAUGCGGUGAUUAAGCUACUGGAAAAACAUGGUGCCAAGCCUCCAUUAAGUUUGCUAUUCCAUUCUAGUUACUGUUCAGGAAAAAAGCUAUUAUUUUAUAUUGUGUUAAGAGCUGCUUGUGAUAAUGUGAACAAACUUCUUGUUGGAAAUAAGUGUGAUCUCACAGCACAAAAGGUAGUUUCCACAGAGACAGCUCAGGCUUUUGCUGAUGAAAUUGGCAUACCUUUCAUGGAAACAAGUGCAAAAAGUGCCACUAAUGUAGAACAAGCUUUCAUGGCUAUGGCUGCUUCAAUCAAGAACAGAAUGGCAAGCCAACCGGCAAGAGCGGUUGCUGUUCAUCUUGAAAGGACGAAGCUCUGUUGCCUUGAUGAUGAUUCUGAUGUGGAGCUGUGGUGA